Microsporum canis CBS 113480 is the source of this 1245-nucleotide messenger RNA. RefSeq names its product geranylgeranyl transferase type I beta subunit. Gene Ontology annotation, biological process: protein geranylgeranylation. The record is from RefSeq and is a predicted model, not a curated record. Lineage: Eukaryota; Fungi; Ascomycota; Eurotiomycetes; Onygenales; Arthrodermataceae. Gene Ontology annotation, molecular function: CAAX-protein geranylgeranyltransferase activity. Bases 1 to 1245 code for a protein of 414 amino acids. Gene Ontology annotation, cellular component: CAAX-protein geranylgeranyltransferase complex. The transcript is spliced from 5 exons.
AUGGAGCUUCGAAAGGACCGCCAGAUCAAGUACUUCCUGCGCUGCCUCAAGACUCUUCUUCCACACCCUUAUACCUCCAAUGAUUCCAAUCGCAUGACUCUGGCGUACUUUACUCUCGCCGGCCUUGACCUUCUGGGCGCGCUGGACGGCGCCGAUGAGGAGAAGCCAGCUAUCUCAGCGGCUGAGCGAGCUGGAUAUAUCAACUGGCUGUAUCACUGCCAGGUCUCGACAGGAGGCUUCCGUGGCUUCACAGGUGCAAAUUUCGGUGAAGAGAAGCGGACGAAGGAGAACGAAUGUUGGGAUCCGGCGAAUGUGCCUGCUACCUUCUUUGCGCUGGUUGCGCUGCUCAUUCUCGAGGACGACCUGGCGCGGGUUCGACGGAGGGAGUGUCUCUCCUGGCUGUGUAGCAUGCAGCGUGAAGAUGGCUCCUUUGGACAGACACUUGGCCCUGGAGACAGCAUUGACGGUGGUCGAGACCUGAGGUUCUGUUGCUGUGCGGCCGGCAUCAGAUAUAUUCUGAAAGGUGAGGAGAAUGAAGGGGAUAUUAAUGCCAAAAGGUUGAUAGACUAUGUCCAGGCUUGCCAGACGUAUGAAGGUGGCUUUGCAGAGUCUCCGUUCAACGAGUCGAAUGCUGGCUUGACAUACUGUGCGCUCGGUACACUGUCUUUUCUUGGGUGCCUACAGCCUGAGAAGAAGCUCACUUCCUCAGUUACUCUGCGUGGUUCGACGGAGAAUGAGCGUCUGAUAUCCUGGCUCGUCUGUCGACAGACCACCUUCAUUGAACAGGAAGAAGAAGAUAACGAUGUGACUGGAGAUAAUAACAGGGUUACAGAAGCACAAGGCCAGGAACCCCCUGGCACUCCCCUGGAUGAUGCUAUAGCCUCACUGCCGGCCCUAGAGGCAGACUCACAAUCAACCAGCCUCUACGCCGGAUUCAACGGCAGACCAAACAAAAUCGCUGACACCUGCUACUGCUUCUGGGUCACCGGUUCACUUGCAAUGCUUGACCGUCUCAGCCUGGUCGACUCGCAGGCCAACCGCCGCUACCUGCUCGAAAAGACGCAGCAUAUGAUCGGAGGGUUCGGCAAAACCUCUGGUGAACCGCCAGACCUCCUCCAUUCAUAUCUCGGCCUGGCAUCUCUGGGCCUCUUUGGCGAGCAAGGACUUGACGCCGUCGACCCUAUGCUGUGUGCCAGUCGACGUGUUCGAAGACACCUGGACUCGCUCUCGUGGAAGCAGACAUGA